AUGGCACAGAACAAUUUAAUUGAUUCUUGCCUCAGAGACAAAACCAAGUUCAAUCCGGUUCCCAGGUUCUUUGACAUGAACAAAUUCUUAGAGAAGUACUGGUACAUGACUUGGGAGAAGGUGGAUGACAUGAAGGAACCCAUCUUCUGUUGGCUCCUAGAGGUGACAAAUGAUGCCGGGGAUCACACGCGGCUAUUCAAUCACAGAGGUGAUUAUGUGACUGGAAAAAGAGGGUUUUUUGAAACGCUUCGUUGGAGUAUAAUUGAUGUGGAAUUUGAUCACAGCAUCCUCCUCUGGCAUAUCGCUACAGAUCUCUGUUAUCCUCGUGAUGUCGACAAAUCCCCAGAUACCAAUCUCAAGUCAUGGUGCAAACUAAGCAAAUGCUUGUCUGAGUACAUGUUGUAUCUGUUAGUUAUGUGUCCAUUUAUGCUGCCAAAAGGGAUAGGGGAGUUUAGGUUCCGCGACACUUGUUUAGAGGCUAAAAGAUACUUCCAGCGAAAGAGGGUGUCCAUAUCUAACAGAAAUGAAGCUUUCAGUUUGCUGCUUGAAGUUGACACGGAAGUUCAUCCCGAAGAAGUGAAAGGAGAUAAAAGCAAGUCGGUGUUAUUCGAGGCAUGUAGCCUUGCCAAAACGUUGAAAUCACUGGAAAUGGAGAUGGGAGAGAAAUGGAAGAUGGUGAGUGAGGUGUGGGUGGAGAUGUUGUGCUAUGCUGCCAGUCAUUGUGGAUGGAUUCAACACGGUCAACAGCUCCGACGAGGCGGGGAGCUACUCACUCAUGUCUGCCUUCUUAUGUCCCACUUCGGUUUAAGCGAGCAAUUCCAAAAGAAUCCACCUUCUUAUGUCCCACCUCCAAAUGAGUCCCCUCCUUAUGGAGUGCAUAGGAACUUCAAGAACUUGCCUUAUGGAGUGCAUAGGAACUUCAAGGCUCGCUGA
Messenger RNA from Vitis riparia (riverbank grape), 933 nucleotides. RefSeq lists its product as uncharacterized. Lineage: Eukaryota; Viridiplantae; Streptophyta; Magnoliopsida; Vitales; Vitaceae. The record is from RefSeq and is a predicted model, not a curated record. The transcript has a single exon. The coding region runs from base 1 to 933 and encodes 310 amino acids.